AUCAGACAGGCUGAGCACACACAAACACACACACACACACACUCAGACACGCCGUCUCUGACAGCACCUCUCACUGCAGCAUCGCUUCCUGACGGAAGGCGUGUGUGUGGUGGUCAGCCGGUGUGUGUGUCAGGAUGAGCGGCAGCAGAGUCGUGCUGUGAGUGGAUUCCCUGCACACCCCUUCAUCGAGAGCUCGGCGUGCUUCAUCUUCCAGCCGCAUGUCUUCUCCACGAUCCAGCAGCAGCAAGAGGAAUUCCUCGGAGCUUGACUCGGAGCAUGCUCAGAAGGUCCCAGAGGCGGAGUCAGGACAGCAGCAGGUGAAGUUGAAAGAUAGGCAGAAGUUUUUCGAGGAGGCAUUUCAGCAGGACAUGGAGCAUUACCUGUCCACCAGCUACCUGCAGAUUGCCGAGAGGAGAGAGCCAAUAGGAAGCAUGUCUUCCAUGGAGGUGAAUGUGGACAUGCUCGAGCAGAUGGACCUGAUGGACAUGUCUGACCACGAGGCCCUGGACGUCUUCCUCAACUCGGGAGCAGAGGACAAUAGUGUGGCUUCCCCUUUACUGGAAGCGGACACGGAGUCAUUCGGAGCCGAGAUCACACUGCAGGUCCCGACACAGGCCGAGCUGAGGCACAAACUCGCCUCGCUUUCUUCCACCUGCACCGACUCGGCCAGCCAGGACACCCAGGAAGAAGAGGGCGAGGAUGAAGACGAGAGGGGCGGAGUCAGGGCCGAGAAGGAGAAGCACCGUGCUGACGUACAAGCAGGACAAGAUCAGUCGUCCAAGAACUGUGUAACUCGUGACUCGUCCACAUAGAUGCACGAGUAUACGGUUUUUAAAACCGUGCGCCCCGCCCUCGGUGUGUGUGACCGUGUCAAGUGUUGUGCGUAACCGGUAAUUUAUGAUCUCAUGAUGGUUUUGUACAGAAAUCCCCUGCUACGUGCCAUGCAGCAUCAACCCGGUCCUCCUAUUAUAAUAAUAUCUCCACCUGUUCGGUUUAUAUAAAGCAACCAUCACCUGCGCUGUGCCAGUCUGAUUUCCAUCAUCGUUCGUGAUCUUAAAGAAAAAGAAAAGUAAAGGUAAACUGCAGCUUGUGUGACCUCGUGUCAUGAAGUCCCAGGACUUACCAGAAGCACUGAAGUGCACCUUUAAAGAUCCUAUUGUGAAAAUUUUCUCCCAUUUGGUGGUGGUUUUUAAGAAUUAUACAGACUUAAAUCUGUGUGGAAUCUGUACGGAAUGUGCUAGAAAUAAAAAAAAACAGGGUUGUUUUUAUUAUUAUUAUUAUUAUUUAUUUACUUUUUAAACACGCUGUAAAAAAUCGAUGCUUCUCCAAGGGGUCUAUGAUUUAAAAAUUCAUUAAUAUAUUUAUUACGGAGCUCCUAUUAGAGAGUCAUUACUCCGUUCGAUCGUUCUUUUAAAUUGCACGGGGUUAAAUCCUAAACUCAAAAACUAGUACGGUCAACGUGGACGUGACCCGCUGUGUCAGAGGAAUGAAAUAUAGGAUACCGUUGUACAUGUGUAAUUAACAAGCCUCGCAUUUGAAUAGUCGGAUUAAAAUCCGUGCUGAAGGACGGCGAUGGAAUUUAUUUUACAAUUCGAUGGCCGCAAAAAAAAAAGAAAAGAAAAGAAAAGAAAAGAAAAGAAAAGAAAAAAACCCACGUUUGCUCUACGGAACAGAAAGAGCUUCGUUUGUAUAACAUUGAAGAGUCGUUUAAAUAACUGACUGGGAUUGGUUCGCGGUGGCCAAUCAGCAUCCGGAGCAGGACAAUGAAGGGCAUGGCAGAACUGUACUCAUCGGUCUAACCCGUAAGCGUUGGGAGGUACGCUAGGAAGAGUGUUGGGACGCAUCUAGAGCUUUUCCAGUCGUUUAGGUGUUGAGACUUUAAGGCAAACAGCUCGAGUUGUAGCUAGUAACGGUUGCCAUUUUUGGGGGGAUUUUAUCAGUCCAUUCAGGAUUUCACCAUCCGGAAUAUUCUGAGGUUCGAGCAGUUUUUCAGACUCAACGCAGAUCGUGUCGCGUGACGUCAUCACGACGUGCGUUCAGACUUCGAUGCACGUGCGAACACGAGUACAGCUGAAAGGGCUCGUUUACCGACAAACAUCGCGGCGAAAGCCCGUGAUUUCGCCGCGUCGAGUACUUUCCCCCAUUUUUUUUUUUUUCAUAAAUCAAGCAUUUUCAAAACAAUCACGCACAGAACACACACAAAAAAAAAAACCAGUCUGAAAUCCUGUACUGUUUUAUGACGUUUAUACGCGACACGGCCAAAAGUUUGUGGACGCCUGUGUAUCACAGCCGCGUGUGGGUUUUUCUCGAAAGUCGGAAGCACACGGUCGUCUAGAACGUCUGUAGCGUGACAGUUUCCCUUCACGGGAACUGAAGGUCUGAAAGCUGCUCCAGCACGACGAUGCACAAAGCGAGCUCCACGAAGACGCGGCGUGUUAAGAUUCCACUGGAAGAACUCACGUGUCCUGCACAGAGCCCUGACCUCCUGGCAAAUAGGAGUUAACUCAUGGAUGUUUAAAUAAUAAUAAUAAUAAUAAUAAAAAUUCUUACAGAUAAACAUUUAACGUAAACAGCCAUGACCCGAGGAGGAGAGAGUCUUAGUCUAGACGAAAAAGAUCCCGUCGAAAUAUUCCACAGACGAAUCGAAAAGCCUGCAGAUUUUCCAUACGUUUUUAUUAAACCUUGAGUACAAACUUGAAAAGUAAAAAAAAACAAAACAAAAAAAAACAAAAAAAAAAACAAUAUAACAAACAUGAAAUCUUCCCGUGUGAGGAAAGGCUGAGACGCUGUGAGAAUAAAUUAACUUUGCCAGACGCUUAGCAAAUCUUUCAUACAACCUUUCAGGGAAAAAAAAAAAAAAAAAAAAAAACCCAAAA
Messenger RNA from Ictalurus punctatus (channel catfish), 2876 nucleotides. RefSeq names its product dystrobrevin binding protein 1b (gene dtnbp1b). The record is from RefSeq and is a predicted model, not a curated record. Gene Ontology annotation, biological process: neuron projection development; negative regulation of protein kinase activity; regulation of synaptic vesicle exocytosis. Gene Ontology annotation, cellular component: neuron projection; cytoplasm; plasma membrane. The transcript is spliced from 4 exons. The coding region runs from base 219 to 812 and encodes 197 amino acids. Lineage: Eukaryota; Metazoa; Chordata; Actinopteri; Siluriformes; Ictaluridae.